This is a messenger RNA of Danaus plexippus (monarch butterfly), 3175 nucleotides long. RefSeq names its product E3 ubiquitin-protein ligase RNF168-like. Lineage: Eukaryota; Metazoa; Arthropoda; Insecta; Lepidoptera; Nymphalidae. The record is from RefSeq and is a predicted model, not a curated record. Gene Ontology annotation, biological process: double-strand break repair. Gene Ontology annotation, cellular component: site of double-strand break; nucleus. Gene Ontology annotation, molecular function: ubiquitin-protein transferase activity; metal ion binding; nucleosome binding.
AUCACAACGUCAAAAAUGGCUGCCAAGUCAAAGAGGCGGCUGUCUAAAAUUGAAAAUAAAUUGUUAAAGUUAGAAUUAGAACUCAAAGAUGUUAUUUGUUCCAUUUGUCAGUCAAUUUUAAUAGAACCAGUGACUCUUCCAUGCUACCAUGACUUUUGUCAAAGUUGUUUUAAUGGAAGUAUAGAAAAUAAUGCUUUGUGUUGUCCUCUAUGUCGAUUAAGAAUUGGUUCUUGGGUUCGUACAGCGACAAAACAAAAGAACAUAGUAAAUAUUAAACUAUGGAAUUUCAUAAAAGAUAAAUUUGCAACAGAGGUUGAUAAGAAAGUUAAAGGAGAAGAUGUAGGACUGUCACCAGAAACAACUGUAACUCGUUUAAGUGAACCUGGUGAAAUUAGAUCUGAAUAUGAAGCUGAAUUAAAAAGACUUAGAUUAGAGAGACUGCGUCUUGAACAGAAACAUUUCCAAGAGACAGAGAUUCUUAUUGAAAAACUUCAUAAAGAAGAAGAAGAGGCACACAGAAAAUAUUUAGAAAACCUUAAACAAGAUGAGUUAUUGGCUAUAAAGUUGCAGCAAGAAAGUAAAAUAAAUAUAACUAUAUCCAAUAUGAUGAAGAAGAAGAAAACCUUGCCCACCAAACCUAGAUUAAAACCUACAACUAUUGACUGCUAUUUAACUAAACCAGUUGAAGCCUCAUUUUCUAAGGGAAGCCCCAUUUUGACUGACGAUAAUACAAGCACUAAUGACUCCAUACCUAUACUACCAUCCCACAAAACUAACAGUAGAUUAUCACCAGAAAUGUUACCUAGCUAUGGAAAGCUUCUAAAAAACUUUUUGGAUAAGGAACUUAAAACUGGCACUGUUCUAUGGAAUAAAGAGAAUGGUAAAAGAAAACUAAAAGAUAAGGAAGAACAGCCACCUUGUGGAAAAGAAAUAGAAAAGAAUAAUGAAAAAUGUCUUGUGAAAACGAGGAAUGGUAUGCAAUCAUUAGUUGUUUCUUUGCCAUUACCAUCGACUGGAUUACUGCAUCAUAAAUCUUCAAUGCCAGAAAAUAGAAAUAUAGAAACCGGGAGUGUUGAUUCUAUGAGACAAGAAUUGUGUUAUUUUAAACCUAUUGAAGGAAAUACUCCAACAAGUUUUACACCAAUCAAGGACCCCUUACGAAUACCAAGCAUCAAACCUGAUAAUAACCAAGCUCUGCCUCCAAAUAAUCCUUCACCAAGCAGAGCUCAGUUUUUGGAGGGUUUAUGUACACUAAGGAAUUUGUCUUUGGCUCACAGGCUGCCAUCUGCUUUUGUUAUCGCACUAGGAAUAUUACAAACCAACAAGGAGAUAUCAAAAAAUUAUGGAGCGACUACAAGAUCAAAGGCCAAGAAAAAUUCCACGUCAAAUCCUUGGGCGACACCAGCAGUGAACUCUCGACGUACUACAUACAAUCGAAAUAAACAAGUGGAUACUAUUGAAGGUAUAAGUAAAUUAAAUUCUGAAGUUUCACUAAGGCGGACCAGGUCGAUGGGGAGCAUCACUAAGGAUGACAAUGAAAUGACGCCAAAGAAGAAGGUCAAAGUGAAAAAAUUCAAUUCAGAACGAAAACCAUAUUUAAGGAGUGAUUCGAAGCGGAUACAGAAUAAUGAUUCGUGCAGCCCACCUACAGCAGCAACAAUUAAUAAUAAUGUGAAAUUAGCUCUUAAAAAUUUGUCUAGUCCAUUGAAAAAUUGUGAUGUGAAAAGCAUAUUAUGCGAGCAGCUUAGGAUUGAAAAAAUAAUAGAACAAGAGAAAAGUGACUUGGAGUUAGCACUGAAGAUGGACGCCGAGUUGAAUGGAAGACGAACGUUGAGGCGGACUGCAACCAAGCGCCAAGUAACGUUGAACUACGCUCUAAGACCUGCUAAGAAACUUAAAGUUUAAUGCAGCUACCUCAAUUUUUAAAGUUUUAGAUUUUACUGGUUAAUAGUAUUUAUUUCCUAUGACCGCCCCAUAAUUUGAAAAACGUGCAUAUAUAAUAAUUGAUGUCAAUGUAUAAUAAUAACACGAAAUUUUCAGUGUUACAAACUAUGAAACUUGUAUUUUUUUUUUCAAAUUCUUGUAAAUUUUGUUGUUUAAGCUAGAAAUAUUUUCUAAAUAAACCAGAACUCAUUAUUACAGUUAAUGUGAACACACUAUGAGUGUUGAUUUCUGUCUUCCGAGCCAUAGUUUUGAAUUAUAUUUACAUUUAUAACUGAUUGUGAAUAAAAGAAUUUUCAGUUAGCAUAACUGAAAAUCUUAUGAUCCCACAUGUGCAGAAUCAUUGACAUGUUGUGUGAAAAUACAUAGGAAAUAAAAUUACCCAUGAAAGUAAGUUAGUGAGUAAGGUAAAUAGAUCUCGUCAAUUUAAUCACUGUUUUAUGUUUUAGCUAAGACAUCUAAGAUGCAUUCAUAAAGACUACAUUUUUAUUUUAUAUAAUCAGUAGACAUACAAAUAAAAGAUAGUGGUUUUUGCUGUAAAUUAUAAUGUUUUAGCCUUAAUGAAGAAAUGUUUAUUUGUGCUGUUUGAUUUUGCAUGUUUUAUAAUUUCAUAAUAAUAAUAAUAAUUAAUAAAACAAUUUCUACAACAACUUUAAACCAAACACGGCCUUAUUUUGAGUAAAUAUAUUUUUCUACUUAAACACCUAAAAUUUUUUUUAAAAAGAAAAUAUUGUUUCAAUGUGUUAAAUUAUGCAUAUUAUUAAAAAAAAAACCCACUUUUGCAGUAAUUCUAACUGAAUUAUAAAUAGUUUUAAGGCCUACAUAUAAAUAAUUUUGAUUUUCAAUAUAAAAGUCAAGUUAUAAUUGACUAUAUUGGUCCUGGACAGUCCGAAUCUGCUUGCCUAGCUUUGCCCAUUAUUAUAACCUAUUGAAAUUUACAUAAACAAACAGUUCAUGACAUUAAACAUUAUCUUUGUGGAUUGCCAUACGAGUAUAAUAAGUGUUUUAUUAUAUUUAAUUGUUAGUUGUAUUCAAAAAUGCUUGCUGUGAUAUACUACAAGUGUUGAUAUUAAGAUAUUACUGAAUUAUUACUUUAGCAAAUGAGUGCUAUAUUGAAUAUUUUUCUUGAGUUGUUCGAUAUUGAAUUAAAAUGUAGCUUCAGGUGUAAAUAAAACUUUUAAUUGGUACCCGAUAUUAAAUGGAACAUCUAUAAAGAAUGCUUUAAAAAAUAAAA